Molecule: messenger RNA, 381 nt
Organism: Plasmodium knowlesi strain H
Lineage: Eukaryota; Apicomplexa; Aconoidasida; Haemosporida; Plasmodiidae
Product: conserved Plasmodium protein, unknown function
Exons: 6
Coding region: 1-381 (126 amino acids)
Source: RefSeq, a predicted model, not a curated record
AUGAACUUCACGAAACACUAUUUCCACCUCCUCGUCGUUUACCUUUUCUCCUUUUUCGAUGUGUACGACGGGGUUAACGUAAACCGGAAGAAGGCCAUCCACAGAUUAAAUGGGGAACGAAGCAACAGCAUUUCGAUGGCCACAAUUUUCAGCCAACAGGGGGACGGAUACCUUUGCCACUGCUCUGUUUUGGGACGGUGCUUUAGUCGAAACCGAUGCAACGCGCUGCUAUUUCUGAUGACCGCUGCCGCAGUCUUAUCCGUAAUAUUAAUUGCCAUUUUGAUUCAGCGUGCGACUCACUUACCCCUUAAGGCCAAAGCGAAAGAAAAAAGGGGAACCACGGAGAAGGCGCGUACAGGAAGGAUAAAUGGGAAGAAGUAG